AUGGGGAGGAGCGGACCACUAGGAGGAGUUCGGGGAUUAGCACCUCCAGAGCCUCACAGAGUGUCAUCUUACGAGCCCCAAGCAGAGGAGGAUGUCACCAGACCCAACAGAUCACAGAGAAGCCACUCAGAUGCCUAUAUGACCCCUAACCCGAUGGAGUACACGAUGCCACCAUCGAGCACACAUUCGGGUGAACACUCGGGUCCAUUCCCUCCGACCUAUCAGAUGCCAUAUCCGAUGCCGUACUCGAUGCACCCUGCGAGAGGCUACACAGGUGACCAUUCCGGACCUCUCCCACCGCACCCAUCGUACUACCCGAUGUCCUACCUGAUGAGUUACGCGACGCCUUACCCGAUUAACCCCUUGGAUGCUGGUCCGAGCAAAUCGUCUGUGCACAUAACCGAGCUCUCUGAUGAGUGA
Molecule: messenger RNA, 420 nt
Organism: Camelina sativa (false flax)
Lineage: Eukaryota; Viridiplantae; Streptophyta; Magnoliopsida; Brassicales; Brassicaceae
Source: RefSeq, a predicted model, not a curated record